Molecule: messenger RNA, 3708 nt
Organism: Catharus ustulatus (Swainson's thrush)
Lineage: Eukaryota; Metazoa; Chordata; Aves; Passeriformes; Turdidae
Gene: ORAI2
Product: ORAI calcium release-activated calcium modulator 2
Exons: 4
Coding region: 2144-2917 (257 amino acids)
Biological process (GO): store-operated calcium entry
Cellular component (GO): membrane
Molecular function (GO): store-operated calcium channel activity
Source: RefSeq, a predicted model, not a curated record
CAAGUGAUGUGGCACACAUGAAAAUAUGGAAAAAGGUGUUAGCUGCAUGUCACUUACUUUUUGCUUUUGAAUUGGAACAAUUCCUUUUCCCAAAGACUGUGUGUAAAGCGUUCAAAUCCUGUGGCAGAAGGGCUUGGAAUGGAAUCAUUUUGCUUGUGCUCGGCUUCCUGUAAUGCCACCUGCCUUUCUCUCUGCUUGAGCGCUCUGCUUUGCACUUUGGAUUCCCCAGCAGGAAUCAUAACAUCUCUCUAUAUAUUUACUUAUUGGUGCUUAAAGCAUAUACAGUGGUGGUUUUACUUGUAACUCUGGUUUUUGUCUUUUCAGUGUAUCUUUAAUUAGAAGUGCCUGCUGGCUUUCAGACAUGCUCAUCCCAGAGCCUUGCAUCCAGAAUGCGGUGCUACUUCUUCUCAAGCCUUGGUUAAUGCCAAAUUAUUUUAAGCAAAAAACAGUAAAAAGGGAGAAUCUCUUUUUAGAUUUCACCUUGUUGAAUAGUGCUGCCAGAAAUCCUGCAUUUUGUCUGAGCUGGCUUUAUGUAAUGCCAUGGUAUUACCGUGGUGGCUGGGAAGCAGAUGUGACCAAGUGCAAGUGAUGUUUGUGUUUAGUUCCUCUGUACAUAUCCAAGGGCUUCAAAGCUGAAUGACUUCUGACCUGCCAGGUCCAUAUCCCCACUGCCCCCAGGUCAGAGAUCUGCAUGAAACUGUUUUCUGCUCAAUCUCCAUGGGGAUAGGUGCUGCAAGUUGUGGCAGUGUUUCAUUCAGAUGCAGGGUCCAUUUUCCUUGUGGAGAGAUUAGUUAUGAGCAUUGCUGCACAUGUAUCCUUAGGGCAGGCAGUCCCUGUGGAUACUGUGUGGUGGGGUGAGCCACAACAGUGUGAGGGUUCUUUAUGGGCAGAGAGGAACAGAGAGUCUCACAAAUAAAGAUGUUCUGCCUCUGAGCUUGUCAGGCCUUUGAGCUGAGUGCUGUUGUGCAUUAAGCAGAGCAGAUGCUGCUGAGCGAGACAUGCUUCCCUCAGCCAUGAGGAAGGUGAACUCGAGUUUGUCUUGGUGAUUGAACAAAUUCAGGUUGUGUGGCCUCAUCCUGCCACCCUAAGACGCCUGCGCUGAAUUAUUCAUGCUGUGUUUUCUGGGAAUGCUGAGUUUGUAGGUGAAAUCCAUAAACAGCAAAGAGAGCAUGCUGGUGAAGGUGGCAUCUGCCUCUCGCUCUGUCUCGCCGGGGUGGCUGAGUGUAGCAGUAGGAGCUGCUUUUGGUAGGUGUAGCUGUGAAUUCCCACAAACACUCUGCCGUGUUGUGGUUGUUCGUGGCAGUACGAGCUCGUUGAGAAUACAAAGCACUUCAAAGGGAGGAUUCAAGGGAUGUUUCUUCAUUUAGAAUAAAAUGUAAAUACUAUGUGACCUCAAAACGGGGAAAACCUCAUCCAUGCAGUAGAAGAGGGGAAGUGCUCCCAUGCAUAGUAAAAUCAGGAACAGCUCUACAACUGCUUCCUAUUCCAAAUAGGGCACCAACAAAGCAGUAAUAACUUACAGGCUAGAAACUGCCAAGGAGUCUGACCUGCUUACACUAAAUUCGUGCUCUGGGUUCUUUCCUAGGGGAGUCCCUCUCCUUUGUCUGAUGGAAAUUAACUCGCAAGGGCUAAAGGUUGCUCUGUUCCAUUUCUGUAUGUAUUUGUGCAAAUGUGGGACCCUGAGAGACAGCAGUGCUGAAACCGAGCACGGGUAUUCCUGCUCUCAGAGGUGAAAAGCACACUCAGGAUAACAUGUAUCUGUCUCUUUAUUAGGUUUCUAAGAAUUGUUUUCCUUUGUUCCCUCUCCCAGGCGCAAUGGAAUGCAGGAAGAUGGGAUUACCCUGUGAUAAAGCUGACCCAUUGUGCUGCCUUUCAGCAUUUUCUUUAUCUCAUUUCCAGGGAAGGAACUCCCUCUCUUUCCCAUAAGGCUGUCCCUAUCCUUUUGAUGGGUUUAUACAGGAUUUCCUGCUGAGUCAAUAGCGGAGGAUUGCAGGGAGAUAGCAGUCGGGAUUCGCAGGGAGCCUGUGCUCAGCCGGAGGAGGCUCAGCCCGGCGGAGGCAGAGCAGCGCUGCCUUUUGACUUAUCCCUUGGAGCCCUCCACACAGUCCCUCCAUGUCCAUAGCCAGCAAGCAUUUCUCUCAUCAUGAGCUCUGAAUUAAACGUUCCAGUGGAUCCUUCCACUCCUGCUUGCUGCUCUGAGCCUGGCACAAAGGGCAUGGAUUAUCGGGACUGGGUCCGGCGCAGCUACCUGGAAUUGGUCACAUCCAACCACCACUCUGUCCAAGCCCUUUCCUGGAGAAAAUUGUACCUGAGCCGAGCCAAACUGAAGGCCUCCAGCAGAACCUCUGCUCUGCUCUCUGGAUUUGCAAUGGUCGCCAUGGUGGAGGUGCAGCUGGAGGUGCAGUACAAGUACCCCCAGAUGCUGCUGAUCGCCUUCAGCGCCUGCACGACCGUGCUGGUGGCCGUGCACCUCUUUGCCCUCCUCAUCAGCACCUGCAUCCUGCCCAACGUGGAGGCCGUGAGCAACAUCCACAACCUGAACUCCAUCAGCGAGUCCCCGCACGAGCGCAUGCACCCCUACAUCGAGCUGGCCUGGGGCUUCUCCACCGUCCUGGGAAUCCUCCUUUUCCUUGCUGAAGUCGUGCUCCUGUGCUGGAUAAAAUUCCUGCCAGUGGGCUCCAUCCUGAAAAACGAGACCACCAAUGUGGAGAAGCCCAGCAGCCACGCAGGGUGGCAAUCAGCACUGGUGUCCACCAUCAUCAUGGUCCCUGUGGGUCUGAUUUUUGUCGUCUUCACCAUCCACUUCUACCGCUCCUUGGUGCGGCACAAAACGGAGCGGCACAACCGCGAGAUCGAGGAGCUCCACAAACUGAAAGUGCAGCUGGAUGGGCAUGACAGAGGCAUGCAGGUGGUGUGACAGAGCCUGCACGCAGCUCAGCUAGGGCUGAGGGCAAAAUACCUGGUCUGCUGCUUGGUGAGACGCACCAGGGAUGGAUUUUCUUGAGGCUUAAAUCUGUAAAUGCUACUUGCCUGCCAUUUCUAGAUGUGGGUUCUUGUGCUGUUCCACGUGCUGGGGGCUCUGCCCUGGUUCUGGUCCCACACACUUGGUACUUAAGUCGACACUGCCAUGGUGUUCGAGGUCAAAACUUUAUCUACCUUAACACUGGUAGCCAAAAAUCUGUAUUUUUUACAAAUGCAAUAUUCUGUUGCCAAAAGUGAAACUGCUGUCCCAAAAGCCUGUGUGUGUGUGUGUAGGACCUGUCUUACAUGUCAGAACUUCCCUGGCUGUCAGUGCAGCCACAAUUAACUGGCAUCUCAUUCCUAGAGCAGAGCUGAUUAAUGUGGGUACGUGCAGCUGACUCAAGGAUAUCCAGGAAAGCACAACAGAAACUGAGAAUGUUGAUCACCAUUGUUCCAAAGCAAGUAUUCCAUAAAUACAUAAUCAGAAAGAAAACAGCCUUAGCUUUUAUGUUCUUUUCUUGCUGUUCUUUACUAUAUUUUUACAGUUUGGGAUGUAGAAUUUUGAAUUGCAGGAGGCUGGGAAGUUCUCUCGUACUUUCUUCAGCAGCAUUUGUCACCUUAGGUUGAGUAAGUGCCAAGAUCAUGUGUUUUUUCCCAAUAAGAGGCAAGAGUGCCCAGGGAAAGCCUACAGGUGUUUUAGUUUUAACAAGGACAUUCUUAAAACGGAACAGUGACAGGGAAUUUAAU